Aspergillus novofumigatus IBT 16806 is the source of this 1476-nucleotide messenger RNA. Its product is annotated as alkene reductase. NCBI's taxonomy places the organism in Eukaryota, Fungi, Ascomycota, Eurotiomycetes, Eurotiales, Aspergillaceae. The record is from RefSeq and is a predicted model, not a curated record. The transcript has a single exon. The coding region runs from base 254 to 1360 and encodes 368 amino acids. Gene Ontology annotation, molecular function: FMN binding; NADPH dehydrogenase activity.
UGCCUCCGCUGAGUUUCGGUUGCCCCACUGGAUUUCCAAUCCUCGGGAAUCGGAUGUGAUUUGAAAUCAAUCAGUGGGGUUUACAGCCUCUAUAGUGUUGUUUUUAAGACACAAUGCUCUCCAGAGAUUGUAGGAUAAAAGCUGACGGCCUCCCUCCCCGUAUUGCCUCGUCCCAAUUAAUACCCUACAGAGUAUAGUCGCGCUAUCAUCAACGUCUCGAGUGAUACAUAGACUCGAUUGCAAUAAACCCACCAUGUCGAAACUCUUCUCCCCCAUCCAGGUCGGGCGCAUGCAGCUCGGCCACCGCCUGGCCAUGGCCCCCAUGACCCGAUUCCGCGUGGACGACGACCACGUCCCCCUCCCCAUAGUCAAGGAGCACUACGAGCAACGCGCCGUCGUCCCCGGCACCCUCCUCAUCACCGAAGCCACGCUCGUCUCGCCGCGCGCAGGCGGCUACGCCAACGUGCCAGGGAUCUGGACCGAGGCGCAGAUCGCACAGUGGCGCCAGGUGACCGACGCCGUGCACGCCAAGGGCUCCUACAUCUACAUGCAGCUGUGGGGUCUCGGCCGGGUCGCCAACCCCGAAGUCCUCAAGCGAGAAGGCGGGUUCGACCUCGUGUCUAGCAGCGAUGUCCCCACGGACGAGAAGGCGCCUGCGCCGCGCGCGCUCACCGAGGAGGAGAUUUAUGCCCUGAUUGGCGACUAUGCGCAGGCUGCGCGCAACGCCAUCGCCGCGGGCUUUGAUGGCGUUGAGAUCCACGGUGCGAACGGGUACCUCAUUGACCAGUUCACCCAGGAUACGGCGAACAAGCGGACAGAUGCGUGGGGCGGGAGUGUCGAGAAGCGGGCGCGCUUCGCACUCGAGGUGACUCGCGCGGUUGUGGAGGCUGUUGGUGCGGACCGCACGGCGAUUCGGUUCAGCCCCUGGAGUAGCUUCCAGGGGAUGCGGAUGGCGGAUCCCGUCCCGCAGUUCAGUUACCUGGCGCGGAAGACGGCGGAGAUGAAGCUGGCGUAUGUGCAUGUUGUCGAGUCGCGGAUUUCGGGCAACGCGGACACCGAGUCGACGGAUCAGCUGGAUUUCUUCCUCGAGGCGUAUGGUCAUGCUAGUCCUGUGAUUAUUGCCGGUGGCUACAAGGCUGAUUCCGCCCUGGAGGCGGUUGACUCGCGCUACAAGGAUUACGACGUGGUGGUUGGUAUUGGUCGUCCGUGGACGUCGAACCCUGACUUGCCUUUUAAGAUCAAGGCCGGUAUCCCUCUCCGGCCGUACGAGAGAGAGUUCUUCUAUUUGCCCAAGGAUCCUAAGGGUUACGUUGACUACGAGCCCAGCGAGGAGUUCAAGGCCACGCAGGUUGCGGCUUGAAUUUGAUGUCGGUUUCCCUUUUUCCUCUGCUUAUUGGUGUACUAGAAAGAUACCACUGCAUUGCAUAUCGUAUAUCGUGUAUAUAGACUAUAGAAUUGACCUUCAAUGAUAGAUCG